GCGUUCUCUAGCGAAGUCAACGUCGUGAAUGUUAGCCACGAAUAUGUGGUAACACACAACACAAAGAUCUCUCUUUUUUCAUAUGAAUCUAUUAUAACGUCCUUUUUGGAACCUUUGUGUAACUUUUGAUCAUAAUGGCAGAGGUUGAAAGGUCAAGAAUACGCAGCGUAGUUCAGACUGUAAAGCAUUCCAAUUCUCCAAGCACGAGGAUAACGAGAUCGCGGUCUCGAUCGAGAUCACCGGUUGAAGGAAGAAGGAAAGCUAACGAGGAUAAAGAGAACAUACGCAGGAGUGAUGAUGAUGAUGAGGAUGAAAAGGAAUACCACGGAAGACUGCAACAAAGUGAUAGUGACAAUGACACAAGAUCUCAGCGGAGGAAAGAAAGAAAGAAAUAUGACUCAGAACGAUAUAAGGAGCGAGAAAGACAUGACAAUCGAAGACGUCGCAGUGAUGAUGAUGAUGGUGAUAAUGGUGGCUGGCGUGCGGAUCGGCGAAAAAGGCAAGAGCGUAGAUCUGACAGAAGAAGGCAAGAUACACCUUCAGAUGAUGAGAGGUAUGACAAUCGCAAUCCAGCCGAGAAAAAAGGUAAAUAUGAUGAGAGAAGAGAACAGCCAGAAGAAGAAGGAUCAACAGAGAAGACUGAAGAGCCAGAAAAGGUUGUACGAAAGAAGGCAAAUACAAAUAAUCCACUCCUGACAAGAACAGGGGGAGCUUACAUUCCACCAGCAAGACUCAAAAUGAUGCAGGAAGGCAUUGAAGAUAAGAGCAGUGAAGCCUAUCAGCGUAUCAGCUGGGAAGCUCUGAAGAAAAGUAUCAAUGGUCUUGUUAACAAGGUUAACACAUCAAACAUUGGCAACAUUGUACGAGAGCUUUUUCAAGAAAACAUUGUGAGAGGAAGGGGUGUCCUUUGUCAAUCAAUUAUCAGAGCACAGGCAGCGUCACCCACGUUCACUCAUGUUUAUGCUGCUCUUGUAGCCAUCUUGAACACAAAGUUUCCUAAAAAUGGUGAACUUCUUUUGCGUCGGUUGGUGCUGCAGUUUAGGAGAGCUUACAGAAGAAAUGACAAGGCUGUGUGCUUAUCAUCCACAAGGUUCAUAGCUCAUUUGGUCAACCAACAAGUGGCCCAUGAGAUUUUAGCUUUGGAGAUCCUGACAUUAUUGUUACACAAACCCACAGAUGAUAGUGUUGAAGUUGCAAUUGGGUUCCUGAAAGAAGUUGGAAUGAAAUUAACUGAAGUAUCUUCCAGGGGUGUUCAUGCUGUGUUUGAGAGGCUGCGGAACAUUCUUCACAAUGCAGAGAUUGACAAGCGAGUUCAGUACAUGAUUGAAGUGAUGUUUGCUGUAAGAAAGGAUGGAUUUAAGGAUCAUGUUGCAGUACCUGAUGAACUUGACCUUGUUGAAGAGGAAGAUCAAAUCACUCAUUUAUUGCGGCUGGAGGAAGCAUCAAAUCCAGAGGACAUUUUAAAUGUCUUCAAGUUUGAUCCAAAUUUCUUGGAAAAUGAAGAGAAAUACAAAGAAAUCAGAAGAGAUAUUCUUGGAGAAGGAGACUCAGAUGAUUCUUCUGAUGGAGAUGAUGAUGAUGACGAUGAUGAUGACGACGAUGAUGAAGGCGAGGGCCAAGAUGACAAAAAAAUGGAGAUUAUUGAUCACACUGAAACAAAUCUUGUAGCUUUGAGAAGAACGAUAUACCUCACCAUUCAGUCCAGUUUGGAUUACGAGGAAUGUGCCCACAAACUGCUGAAGAUGCAAAUUAAACCAGAACAAAUGGUAAGUUAUUAGAGGCUUGGAGAAAUGCUGGAAGCUUUUGAGCUGAAUAAUUCUCCACUCACUUCGUUUUCUUUAUUCCAUGUUUGCAGCCGUGUUUUUAUCAAGAUUCUGUUCCAAGAGUUAGCCGAAUACUUGGGCCUUCCAAAACUCAACGAGCGCCUGAAAGAUCCGUUUCUGGCGCAAUAUUUUGAAGGAAUCUUUCCCCGCGACAAUCCACGCAACACUCGGUUUUCAAUCAAUUUCUUCACCUCAAUUGGUCUUGGUGGUAUCACAGACGAACUGAGAGAGCAUUUGAAAAACGCUCCUAAAAUGAUCAUGUCCCAGCAGAGACCUGGUGAGAGUGAUAGCGAUUCGGAUUCUUCUGACGACAGCGACAGUGAAGAUAGUUCAAGUUCGGAAGAUUCUUCCGAAGAAUCUCCGGAGUCUUCCGAAGACUCCUCGGACGAUGAUCGUAAGAAGAAAAGGCACAAGAAGAAGCAUUCGUCUCGGAAGAAGAAGAAAGAAUCGAAUUCCAAGAAGAAAGAAUCGGAUUCCAAGAGACACAAGAAAAGGCGAUGAAAGAAUUAGGUUGAGAUUGGAAAGGAAUAAUUUUUACUUAUUUUGUGGUCAUUAUUCAAACAUGCUCUUCAAUAAUUCUUAUCGUUUUAAAGAAACAGAAGACAGUGGAGACUUGGGGCGAGACUGAAAUAAAUAGAGAAGAGUCCGUGACCUUCCUUCCCUACCUUUCUCGCCCCACCCCCUCCCCGUCUGUUAUUUGUUGUCGUUUUUAUGUAGCUAUCCUGAUUAGGAAACAGGAAACAGGAUGAGUUAGGUUUUAACGCUUUUGGAAAUAGGAACUUCCCGUCAUACGAGAGUGAGCGAUUCAGCGAUUCAGCGUGAUCUUUCAUAGGGCUGCGAUGUUUGACUCAGGGUCAUGUUGGCCUCUUUAGGGAGGGGUGGGUGAGGAUGAAAGGCAUCGUUUUCAACAUAUACUUCUAUUCUAUCUCUUUGUAGAAAUUCCUUAAAAAAAACUAUGUAGUUUUCGUGGAAAAUGUAAAUAAAAUUUAUAAAUUGUA
This is a messenger RNA of Pocillopora damicornis (cauliflower coral), 2821 nucleotides long. Its product is annotated as pre-mRNA-splicing factor CWC22 homolog. Gene Ontology annotation, biological process: mRNA splicing, via spliceosome. NCBI's taxonomy places the organism in Eukaryota, Metazoa, Cnidaria, Anthozoa, Scleractinia, Pocilloporidae. Gene Ontology annotation, cellular component: catalytic step 2 spliceosome. The record is from RefSeq and is a predicted model, not a curated record. Gene Ontology annotation, molecular function: RNA binding; protein binding.